AUGCGAGCCUGUCUUGCUCUUAAAUAUGUUCCUAGGGGAUGGAGGGAAGUGAAAGUCACAUUCAUACCCAAACCAGGUAAGAGCGACUACACUGACCCUAAAUCCUACAGGCCCAUUAGCCUCACAUCCUUUCUCCUAAAGACGAUGGAGAGGAUGUGUGAAAGGGAAUUAAGGGGGUCGGCGCUAAUGAACUUACCACUACACGACAAGCAACACGCCUACAGUCUAGGCAAAUCAACAGAAUCGGCCCUUCAUAAGGUAAUUACAAACAUUGAAGAGGCCAUCCAAAACAAAGAAAUAUGUCUAGGUUCCUUCAUAGAUAUAGAAGGUGCUUUUGACCGAACGAACUUCUCCAGCAUAAAAGGUGCACUCGGUAGACACAAAGUUGAACCGGCACUGAUCGACUGGAUAGUUUACAUGCUCAGUACACGAAUAAUAAAGAUUGCUCAACCAAUCCAAAUUAAGAAAGUCUGGCCCGCAGGGUGGGGUUCUCUCACCUCUCCUGUGGAAUAUGGUCAUUAA
Molecule: messenger RNA, 522 nt
Organism: Parnassius mnemosyne (clouded apollo)
Lineage: Eukaryota; Metazoa; Arthropoda; Insecta; Lepidoptera; Papilionidae
Source: the annotation of a GenBank genome assembly